Dermatophagoides farinae (American house dust mite) is the source of this 453-nucleotide messenger RNA. Its product is annotated as small nuclear ribonucleoprotein G. The record is from RefSeq and is a predicted model, not a curated record. Gene Ontology annotation, cellular component: U12-type spliceosomal complex; U5 snRNP; P granule. NCBI's taxonomy places the organism in Eukaryota, Metazoa, Arthropoda, Arachnida, Sarcoptiformes, Pyroglyphidae. Gene Ontology annotation, molecular function: RNA binding. Gene Ontology annotation, biological process: mRNA splicing, via spliceosome; spliceosomal snRNP assembly.
CGAGUUUUACCACACACACACACACACACACACAACACACGAACACGCUAUUGUUCUAUUCAAGUUGCUUUUUUUUCGGGAUUUUGGUUCUAUUUUUUUUCGGAUAACUCAAAUUUGUAAAAUUUAAAAAAAUGAGCAAAGCACAUCCACCUGAACUUAAAAAAUAUAUGGACAAACGAUUAUCAUUGAAACUGAACGGUAAUCGUCAAGUGACCGGCAUUCUUCGUGGUUUCGAUCCAUUUAUGAAUCUAGUUAUUGAUGAAGCAGUAGAGAUUAAUAAACGAAAUCAACAGAUACCAAUCGGUAUGGUUGUCAUACGUGGAAAUGCAGUAGUAUUACUUGAAUCUCUUGAUCGUAUUUGAUUGUGAAAUUCAUUCAUUCAUUCAUUUUUUUUUGUUUCUGUAAAUUCAUUGUAAACAUCGCUUUUCAUGGCAUUAAAAUUUUUCACAUUUU